Molecule: messenger RNA, 1457 nt
Organism: Hyaloscypha bicolor E
Lineage: Eukaryota; Fungi; Ascomycota; Leotiomycetes; Helotiales; Hyaloscyphaceae
Exons: 5
Coding region: 90-1457 (455 amino acids)
Source: RefSeq, a predicted model, not a curated record
GCCCGUCCCAGCUCACUCAAAGCUCAGCAAAGCAUCAAACCACUCUACCUUACAAUCAAUCCAUUCACCAAAUAUCAACAUCAGCAACAAUGACGUGGGCUGAUAUUGCUGCCGGCCGCAAGCCGACCGGUGCCUCUGCCGCCUCCACCGGACGCUCUGCUCCUGUCGUUCCUGCUAUCCCAGUCAUCAGACAGGCCCCACGCCCAGAUCCAGUCGCCAGUGUCACGGCUGGCGUUGCCUCGAUGAGCGUCAACCAAACUGUGUCUACACCAAGAGCCCCUGCCGUCGGAUCAAAGGUCCCUGCGAUUCAGAGCAAUGCCAAGCAAGGCACAAACUGUCGUCAUCGGGGAGGAAACAAGAAUGGAAUUAAGUCUGCAAAGAGAAAGGAAGUUGUUCCUCUCGAGGAGUUCCACCUCUUCCCGAACGUGCCUCCCGAAAUUCGACUGAAGGUCUAUCAGUAUGCCAUGAGCCAACAACGUCGAUUGAUCGAGCUCGAGUGGGGCCCGAACCUGAGCAUUCCGACUGAGCUUGGGAACGGCUCUCACCACUGGGUCCGAGUUUGUCCACGCUCUCGUCAACCACCUGCACUUAUGCACGUUUGUCACGAGUCUCGUGAAGAGGCUCAGAAGGUGUAUCAGCUGCGCUGCUUUGAUAGCCAGAUAGCCCAACGCCUCCCAAAUAACCCAGAGUUCCACGAACAUUACAUCUGGUACAAUCCGAAGACCGAUAUCAUAUUUUUCGGCGAGGAGACAUGCGUGUCCACAUAUAUUUCGGUCUUCACCCCAGAUAUUGAGGAUAUUCCAGCUAUUGCGAUCGUCAAUAGCAGUAAGGGAGAGUCAUGCUGUGACCACGAUGACUAUACCUAUGGCGUUGAGGGCGGAGUUGACACCUUGCAGGCACUCCAUGGCUUCGACUCGAGUGAGACCGUCCAUGACUUUCGCUACGGAGGUUGUCCGGGCCUGAGGGAGGUGUACAUCGUUGUCAAGUCGAAGCUCUGGCCAUAUAAGCAGGGGGAGAUCGAUGCUUCCAUGACCGUCCGUCCGGCAACUAACGAUGGUCUAACGAAAGGCCAAGCUCGUUUCAAGGCGAGUCUUGAGCGAGAUAUUGCUCGAGUUGACGCGGAGAUCACAAUGCCAGGUGUUGGUGAAAGUGUUUGGAUCGACGACAAGAAGCCGACGUUCAAGUUUGUCAGCUUUGUGAAGGUUCCUUGGGGACUUGAUCCAGGAGAACCAGAUGGAAUGACCGUGUCGAGGAAGGAUCUGGGGAAGCUUCGUCGCAGUGAUUGGGCAUUCAUGAAGCGUACUCAGGCCAAUACUAGAUGCGAAAUCUUCGUCCCCGAUGAGGAGUAUCCGGGAGAAGACCGGCGUGAGAUUGGCUUUUGGGGAGUGCGAAAGAGCAUCAAUGCGGCGAAGAAGGCAAUUGAAGAGAGAUUGAUUUUCCUGAAUUCUGGAAAUUAG